Molecule: messenger RNA, 831 nt
Organism: Wallemia ichthyophaga EXF-994
Lineage: Eukaryota; Fungi; Basidiomycota; Wallemiomycetes; Wallemiales; Wallemiaceae
Exons: 2
Coding region: 1-831 (276 amino acids)
Biological process (GO): phenylalanyl-tRNA aminoacylation
Cellular component (GO): cytoplasm; mitochondrion
Molecular function (GO): ATP binding; phenylalanine-tRNA ligase activity; tRNA binding
Source: RefSeq, a predicted model, not a curated record
AUGGAAGGUGCUUGUGUUUGGGAUGAUUCAAAUCAAAACGUUGAAAGUUCCAUUCAAGAUGAGUUGAAUGCCUUACAUAACUCACUCACUCAAUCAAACAUCAUUACUCACGAUGAAACCACUCUCAACAACCCAAACAACCCCUUCCAAGUCUCUCAAAGGCCGUCUGUCGCUGAACUCACCGUAAAACACCUGAAACUCACCCUGAAUCUUCUAGUUUAUAACUUAUUUGCAAAUAUUCACCACCAACACUCCUCCCAACCCCUACAAAUUAGAUGGAUUGAAGCUUACUUCCCUUGGACUGGCCCUUCCUAUGAACUCGAGGUUUUAUGGGAUGGCAAGUGGCUCGAGUUACUCGGAUGCGGUGUUAUGCAACAACGCACCCUUCAACGGGCAGAUAUGCCUCACAAAUCUGGUUGGGCUUUCGGUCUCGGUUUAGAGAGAAUUGCUAUGGUUCUCUUUGGUAUCCCUGACAUAAGACUAUUCUGGUCACUCGAUAGUAGAUUCCUUGAGCAGUUUGAGCAGGGAAAAAUUACCAAGUUUGUCCCUUACUCAAAAUACCCACCCUGCAUCAAAGAUGUCAGCUUCUGGGUCGAUAAACCAUUCCAUGAGAAUGACCUCUAUGAGAUUAUUAGGGAAAUUUCUCAAGAUCUAGUAGAAAGCGUUGAAUGUAUAGACAACUUCACUCACCCAAAAACUAACCGCCAUAGCCUAUGCUAUCGGAUUAAUUACAGAUCGAUGGACAAGAACCUCACAAAUGAACAGGCUAACGAGAUGCAUGCUAGGAUUGUACACCAGCUCACUCAGUCUUUCGAUAUAGAGAUUAGAUAA